Molecule: messenger RNA, 765 nt
Organism: Heteronotia binoei (common prickly gecko)
Lineage: Eukaryota; Metazoa; Chordata; Lepidosauria; Squamata; Gekkonidae
Product: proline-rich protein 2-like
Exons: 1
Coding region: 1-765 (254 amino acids)
Source: RefSeq, a predicted model, not a curated record
AUGCUGGAGGAGAAGCUCGUCCAGCCACAAGGCUCCAAGCCCGCCGCAAACAGGGAGCAAAACCACGGGCUCUACAUGCCCCCCCUCCCGCCGCGGGUGUUCCAGCGCCGCCACCCAGGCCCGCCGCAGGGCAGAGAUGCGCCGCCAGCAGCCGGCCCUCAGGACGAGAAAGGAGCCGCCCGCGGAGAGCCCCACCGGGAGGGGAAAGCCACCUGCGCAGGGGACGGAGGCCGACGGGCCCGGCUUCCUCGUCACGGCGAGGCCCAGGCCGCUCCCCCCCACCCGGCCCGGCGUCGCCGGCAGGUCUCCUCACGCCGCCCGCCGAGGCGGCAACCGCGACAGGGAGGCGGCCCUCCGCUGAGAGGCGCCGCCGCCCUCCAGGCCCAGCUUGGCCGGACUAGGCCAGGCCGCCCCGUCCUCCCUCGGCCGCAGGCCUCACCCGGGCCUCGGCGGAGAGAGCGGGGCGGGAGGGGCUCCGAGGAACCCCGCACAGCUCGCGGCCUCCCCCCCCCCCCCAAGGGCGCAUUUACCUGCCGGGGCCUCUGGCGACCCGUCCCGAGUCAGGCGGCGGGACCGAGCCGGAAUUUGCCCGGAGAGGCGUUACGUAAACCGGCGCCGGCCCCGCCGAGGGGAGGGGAGGGGAAGGGAGCGAGGGCCGCCCUCUCCGCCCACUGCGCCAGCGAUAGGCCGCCGCCCGGCUCCGCCCGGAUCCUUCCGCCCGGAGGCCUCUGUAGCGCCGCCCGGGUCCUUAGUGGCCCUUCGUGA